AUCAUCUGUCAGUCCGAGUUUUCCUUCACUUACGCUCUAAGCUUAAUUUCUAGCAUUUAUCUAUUUUAGAAUCAAACAUAUUUUGUAAAAUAAUAAGGAAGUGUUAAUUAUGGCUUCUAGUGAGACAUCAGAUCAGAAUGUGAAAUCUCGGCGGCCCGCAGAAUCCGCAUUUAAGCAGCAGCGACUGCCUGCUUGGCAGCCCAUACUUACUGCUGGAACCGUAUUACCGACGUUUUUCGUCAUUGGCAUUGCAUUUAUUCCUGUUGGGAUAGGACUCUUGUACUUCUCAGAUGAGGUCAAAGAGCAUGUAAUAGACUACACGUAUUGUACCAGAGAGCAUGAUGAGAGCAAUACAACAUGUGCCGACUACAUACAGAAUAAGACUAUGACAGAAUGCGCGUGCUCCAUAUCGUUCAAUCUUACCGAGGACUUUAAGGGAGAUGUGUAUUUCUACUACGGGCUUAGCAACUAUUACCAGAAUCACCGGCGAUAUGUUAAAUCAAGAGACGACAACCAGCUGCUAGGGCGUCUGUCAUUAACUCCAUCGUCGGACUGCGAGCCCUUCGCCUACGUCACCGAGAAUCCCAACACGGCCAACGCCAGGAAGAUACCCGUGGCGCCGUGCGGGGCCAUAGCCAACUCUCUGUUCAACGAUACGCUGACGGUGUGGUCUGAGGAUCUCGGCCGGAAUGUGCCCGUGAGUCGUACGGGUAUCGCUUGGGACUCCGACAAGACCAUCAAGUUCCGCAACCCGCCCGGGGACCUCAAGACUGCGUUUGCCAACUUCAGCAAGCCGGCGAAUUGGGCCAAGAACAUCUGGGAGUUGGACUUGGAAGACAAAAAUAACAACGGUUUUCAGAAUGAGGACCUAAUCGUAUGGAUGCGCACAGCGGCUCUGCCCACCUUCCGCAAGCUGUACCGGCGCGUCAAGCACGACGAACAGGGCUUCGCCACCGGCCUAGUCAAGGGGCUGUACACUCUCAGGGUGGAAUACAGAUACCCCGUGAUCGAGUUCGACGGCAGCAAAACGUUCAUAAUCUCAACCACAUCCCUCCUCGGCGGCAAGAACCCUUUCCUAGGAGUCGCCUACAUCGUAGUGGGAACACUAUGCCUACUACUGGGCAUAGUACUGCUCGUUAUACAUGUGCGGUGCUCUAAGAGCACAACCGAGAUGAUCAACGUGAACCCCCGAACACCGUACUCCUAAACGAUGACGUCACAGGUAACAGGAUUCCGUCUCUAUCUACCGAAUGGUGCCAGAGUGGGACGAAUGUCUUUCAUCACAGGCCUUUAGGUCUAGUAAUUGACUGGCCGGUCGACGAUAUCAGUAAUAAAAUAAGUGUAAGACCAUGUUUUUCACUAGUGUAACGGCUCAGCCACGACAAUGGCCUAAGCGCGACAGCGGUGAGCGGCGUCCAUACAUUGGAGCGAGACACAGCGAUGAGACUUUUCAUUCGCACGUAUGGCUGCCGCUCACCGCUGUCGCGCUUAGACCAAUGUCGUGGCUGGGCCGUAAGGCGUGAGUGCACGCUCGCAUUUGGCGUGCAGCGGAGCGGGGCGUGCGACGUGCAUGUCAAACAGUUGAAGCUCAUAAAAGUGUCCUGACUCGACGCUGCCUGCCGCGUGCACAAGGGCGGAUCCGCCCCGACGCACACCCCGCCGACCGAGCGUUCACUCUGGCCUUACACUUAGGAUCACAGACCAACCCCUAUAGACAUCCAUUACAAGACGACUCGCGGUCGCCAGCCUUCCUAGUAUUUGCACUGAUAUAAGCGCGGGCGCUCGCCGUGCCCGAUCAGUAGCGACCAAGUAACAGACCCGAAAGCAGCGCGUGUUUUUCGCAGUAAAAAAAUUGAAAAAGGGUAAAUACCCUUUUUCAAUUUUUUUACCUUACCUUGACAUCAAAAUUGAUGUCUUAAAGAUGUCCACCUGUAGUGUGAAAUGGUGUGGAAAGGUAACAAGAAGCUC
Molecule: messenger RNA, 1968 nt
Organism: Leguminivora glycinivorella
Lineage: Eukaryota; Metazoa; Arthropoda; Insecta; Lepidoptera; Tortricidae
Product: cell cycle control protein 50A-like
Exons: 9
Coding region: 110-1207 (365 amino acids)
Cellular component (GO): plasma membrane; Golgi apparatus; endoplasmic reticulum
Source: RefSeq, a predicted model, not a curated record